UCCCAAAGGGCGCGUCAGCAGAACAAAAAUCGCCCUCGUCCCAGUGAAUGAUUUUCACACCAGCAAAUUCAAGGCAAUCGCCCCACAAAGUUUCGCGAAGUCAAAAAUCCCUCUUUUUCAACGCUUUAAAAAGUGCAAAUUGUGUUACUAAAUGUGGCUGUAGCCACUUCCUGUUUCCGUGUUUCGUGUCCAAAGUCGCCGCCGGCGGAACAUUUCGCCAGAAUGAAAUUGUGCCCAGAAUGGAAGAAGGGAUUUUGCGGUAGCAAAAAAGGUAGCAAGUGUCACUUGCUGCUGCUGUGGAGGGGAGCAGCGCUCGGCCUACUACUGCUGCUGGCGGUAAUUGCGGUUGGUCAAGUGGACGGGGCGACGGCGGCCAACACUGAUCCGUACAAGAUUUUGGGCAUCCAGAAGCAUGCCACCCUGCAGGACAUCCGGAAGGCCUACAAACAGCUGGCCAAAGAAUGGCACCCGGACAAAUCGGACCAUCCGGAAGCGGAAACAAAGUUUGUGGAGAUUAAGCAGGCCUACGAGCUGCUGUCGGACACGGAACGACGCAAGGCGUACGAUCUGUACGGAAUAACCAACGAGGAUGCUCACCUGUACAAAGAACGUCCGGACUACAGCAGCUACGGAAGGUUCCCGGACCCGUUCGAGCAGUUUUUUGGCCACAACUUUAACUUCCACGAUCAGGACAUUAGCCUGUUCCACAAGCUGUCCAUCACGUCCAAAUAUUACGAAACAAACAUCGUCCCGAAGAGUCGUCACACGCCACAAAUCUUGAUGUUCUACUCGGAUUGGUGUUUCUCCUGCAUGAAGGCGGCCAACUCGUUCAAGAAAAUGAUCGAUACACUGGAACCGUUUGGCGUGACCUUCGCCACGAUAAACGCCGGCCACGAAAACCAGCUUGUUCGGAAGGUGGGCGUGCAUUCACUGCCGUGCGUAAUCAUGGUCCUCGACGAACACAACUACGUGUACAAGGAAAGCGUCUACAAUACGCAGCGCGUCGUCGAGUUCAUCCGUCAAAAGCUGCCCUACAAGCUGCUGCCCAACAUCGACGACAGCUCGGUGGACUCGUUCCUGAACGGCUGGUCCGACAAUCGCGUGCGCGCCAUCGUAAUGGAACGCACCCAACCCCGCCUGCGCUACCUUAUCACUGCCUUCCACUUCCGCGAACGUGUCGCCUUCGGCUUCGUCCAGCUCAACUCGCAGAAAACGCAACGCAUCCAAGAGCGGUACAAAAUUCACCCCUCGCUCGACACCCUGCUCAUCUUCAACGAAGAACCCAGCCGGCCCGUGGCGUCGAUCUCAAUGUCGGACAUUCCAACCGCCACCCUCAACAACAUCAUCUCCGUCAACAAGUACCUCGCCCUGCCCCGGCUCUCCUCCCAGUCCAUGCUGGAAGGCGUCUGUCCUGCGGAAUGGAAUCGACCCCGCAAGCGCCUCUGCGUCGUCCUCGUGACGGAAAACAUCCCGACGCACGACGAGGCCCGCCACGCGAUGCGCCGAAUCGCGCUCGAGUCAAACUACAGCCCGGAACGGGUCCGGUUCGCGUACAUCUACCAGGAAAAGCAGGCUGAAUUCAUCGACGCCCUGGCCGAGCACAGCAAGCUGGACGAAACGGUGCUGAAGGUGGUCAUCAUCUGGCGCCGGGACACGAAGCACGUCAAGUACGAGUGGGUUCACGGUGCGACACUCGAGCGGUUGGACAAGAGCGUGGAGAACGAAACGCACGAGAUUAACUAUAACAACACGAAGCAGAAGGUGGACGGAGCGAUCCAGCGGCUGUUGCGCUCGUCAGAGGCGUUGACGUACGAGGCUGAAGUGAAGGACCUCCUGGACGAGCACGCCCAGGGCUUGGUGGUGCGCAUCUUGAACAAGUUCCUGAUGGCGUUCGAGUACAUGACGGACAACCUGGGCCAGGAGCACAUCCUGCCGGCGCUGUCCGUCGUCGGUACGAUCGCGUUCAUCCUCGGGGCCGGCUACCUCAUGUCCUACCUGGUACGCAUCGAGGAGGAAAACAUCCAGAAGAAGCAGAGCAAAAACCCGGACGAUCGAAAUGGUAAAACCAUGAACUACGUUCCGGAGUUGCGCCUGCACGAGCUUCGCGCCGAAAAGUACAACGGGCUGGUGCGUCUACUGAAGCCGGGUUGCCGCACCAUCGUCCUGCUAACCGAUCUGCAAUCCCGGAACAAACUCAUUCCGGCCUUCCACAAGGCAGUGUGGCCCUAUCGGAAGAACAAAACGCUCAUGUUCGCCCACAUGCUCAUCGAGAAGGGCAUCGGUUGGUACGCGGAACUGCUCCGGCUGUCGCUGUCCGAGUCGCGCGAGAUGAAGAUCAACCCGCGCAACUGCAUCGGCACCGUGAUUGCGCUCAACGGCCACCGGAAGUACUUUUGCAUGUACCACGCCAAACACCCGGAGUCGAAUCGGGGCGCCAAGCGCAUGAUGAAAAUGACCCGGCAGCUCAGCACGAUGCCGUCGGAUCCGGAAGCCGGCGCGUUCCUCGGCAUGGACAGCUCCGACUCGGAGACGAGCACGUCGGACUUCUCGGAGCCGAAGAUCUUGCUCGAGGAGAACCUGCUGGACGGUUUGCCCAACUGGCUGGACCGGCUGUUUGAGGGUACGACCCAUCGGUACUACAUCAACUACUGGCCAGAUUUCACUUCCAAGUAAAAGUGUAAACUUUAAUGAAAUAAUUACUUGCAAAAGCCAAAGACGAGGCCAUUCUAGUAAGAAGAAGAAGACGACGGGGGCUGAACAUUUUCUGAGAUUUCUCGAAAGACACGGGCAACCAACCAAUUGUUCAUAUAUUUUGUUUCCUCUAUUGUCUAUUUGUUUUUUCGCGACGACAAUUUUUGUUGUUGAAACUAUUGUUUUUCUAGCGGAUAAGUUGGAUUGUGAGAGAAACACGAUUGUUAGAACAGUAACUUAUUUCAUUGCGUAACAAAUAUCGUUGAUUUUCACACACCAUUACGAAGAUAGAUUAUUUUUUGCUGUGACAGCAAAAGCAUUAGUGAACAUUAACGAUCUAGUCAAAUCUAACAUUUUAGAAUGUAAUAAACAAAAUAGCAUGUUUUAUAUAGAAAAAACUUUAUCUUGAUUACGGAAACGGUAGUUGGCGACACAACAAAACACACCCAUAUUGAGAUAAUUUAAGAUUGUUCUCUAUAUCUGCCAGCAGCAGGAAAAGGGGAAUGUUUCUUGUACGAGAUAAGCAAAAGAUUAAAAAAAAACUUAGAAUAUUCAAUCAGCUAUAGAACCAAUUUUUCAUCACAAAAAAAACUUUAUCGUAAGCAAAAAUCUUUUACAUUCUUGUAAGCAAAUAAAAACCUUUUCUUUCUCUCUGAA
Molecule: messenger RNA, 3348 nt
Organism: Culex quinquefasciatus (southern house mosquito)
Lineage: Eukaryota; Metazoa; Arthropoda; Insecta; Diptera; Culicidae
Gene: l(3)80Fg
Product: dnaJ homolog subfamily C member 16
Source: RefSeq, a predicted model, not a curated record